CAUAAUUUUAUUUUGUAACUUUCUUUUCCGAAUAACUUCAAAUACUAUCAAAAUUCUAGGUCUUCCAAAAUGGAAAUGCUAACCAAAGACAACACAGCCCCUGUAGAUGGGCUACCAAUGGAACCGCAGUUACCAGAACUCAGCCUGAAAGAUUUUCGGAACAGCAAUCGGAUGCCAUCACUUCUGAAGGAAAUCCACUUGCCCAAGCAGAAAAAGAUCUUGGAAACGCUCAAGAACUUUUGGCAGGAAAACAAUAGCCACGAUUUUGUGGUUAGGAUCGGUGAAUUUGAUUUCCCCUGCCAACGUCUAAUCCUAAUGGUCUAUAUAGACCUCGUGAGGCAGGAACUAGAUAAAACUGAGCUGCGAUUGCCAGAGAACUUGGUAAGGCCGGAGAUCUUUGAACCACUAUAUGCCUGGAUGAGUGAUAAGGAACCGCUGGUGAAGCGUCCGGGAAUCGUUAGCCUCUUGUUGGCGGCGGAUUAUCUAAAGGUCGAGGAGUUGUCCUGCCAGAUCUGGCACUGUUUGGAUCACGCCUCGGGUUUCGGGGAGCAUCAGGCCAUUCAGGUGGCCCUGGAUGCACUGCCCUUCAGAGAUCUGUAUCGUCUGCAUCACCUGAUGCUGCAACGGAUACAAUACUUCUUCCUGGUCUUUGUAUCCUCCGUUGAGUUCCUCGACUUGCCCAUCCACAGCCUCUGCGUUCUGCUCUCCUCGAACGAGAUCCGGAUCAACAGUGAGGCGGAGGUUUUCUACGCCGCCAUCCGCUGGCUGAAUCACGAAUGGCCCACCCGUCAGGUUCACGCGAUGGAGGUCAUGGAAAAGGUGCGAGUCUGCGGGAUGCCCCUCGAGCUGCUCCUGACGUUCGAGUCCCCGGUGGACGACAUUCGUGUGGACCGCAUCAUCCAGCUGCCGGAAUUGAGGACGUUCAUAGAGAAGGGAAGCUUCGACCAAGUGGCCAUGCAGUUCGACGACGGAACAAGGUUUUAUAAGCAGAUUUAUGAGAUUUUCGACGUGACACUGGCGCAACCCCGGAGCUUCAUCUGUCACUAUUUGUCACCUUACCACAAGCCGGAGCCAAAUUCACCUGACCAGGUGUUCAGGUACGCGGACUUCCUCGGCUACCUGGGCGUCCUGCAGACUCUGCCUUUGGACGCCUUGAAGCUGCUCGAAAAGCCCCUCUGAUGGUCCAAAUGGCAUUGCAUGCUCCAGAAGUCCUCCCUGCUCUGCUCCUGCCUUGCUGAUGAUGAUGAUGCGGUGGCUGUGCAAGAUGACAGCGAUCGUUCCGCGAGGCAGUAACACCAAAUUUGCAUUACCUGGGCAGGUGUGUUCCUGCCUCCACUCUCCGAUGAAUUUAAUGCCAGUCGCGUUCCUAACGAGGGCUGAUUGAAAAGUUGGUGCAACUGCAGGAGCCACUGUGCUUUAUAGGCAAACCAAUGUAUUGCCUCCUUUUGUAUAGAUUUAAUAAACUGACAGUUUUGUAGACGUUUUGAAA
Drosophila biarmipes is the source of this 1489-nucleotide messenger RNA. RefSeq names its product kelch-like protein 6. NCBI's taxonomy places the organism in Eukaryota, Metazoa, Arthropoda, Insecta, Diptera, Drosophilidae. The record is from RefSeq and is a predicted model, not a curated record. The coding region runs from base 70 to 1179 and encodes 369 amino acids. The transcript is spliced from 2 exons.